GGGGACCAGUCGCAGCCCGCCGAGAGCGAGGGCGGCAUGAUGGAUUGGGCGUCCUCUAUCGGGGUGAGGCAGGGCUACGAGGAGCUCGUGAAUGCCAUCAUUAGGCCCCCUCGCAUGAUAUACGACCCGAAGUCCGACCUGGGGCCGGCGGAAUUCUCUCAUUGGGGUGCGCGUUUUAUGCGCUCUGACAUCGAGUUGGAGAACAGCCGUGGGCUCAAGCUGCAGUGCUCGUGGUGGAAGUUCCAUCCGGAGGACACCCCGGCUGCGCAGCUGCCCUGCGUCAUCUACCUGCACG
Prorocentrum cordatum is the source of this 295-nucleotide messenger RNA. The record is from the annotation of a GenBank genome assembly. NCBI's taxonomy places the organism in Eukaryota, Dinophyceae, Prorocentrales, Prorocentraceae.